AUUUUCUUUCCAAAGAGAAAACAUUAUUAUAUUUAACAAGUUUAAAUUGAAGCUAUCAAAAAUGAUACAUAAAAGUGCAGUUGUGUUUUUGUUGACCACAAUUAUAAUGGUUCAGGCUGCACAUUUUAAAGUAACUUCCCAGAUUAAUUUGGACAUUUCAAUUGAUAAUAAGAGCAUUGGCACCAUAACCGUUGGUUUAUUUGGAGAUGAUUCACCAAAAACUGUGGAAAAUUUUCGACAAAUUUGUCUUCAAGGGAUCAAUGGACGAUCUUACAAUAAUACACGAUUCCAUCGUGUGAUAGACAGAUUUAUAAUUCAGGGCGGGGAUAUUUUGUCUGGUGAUGGUCGUGGUUCGGUAAGCAUUUAUGGAAAGUAUUUUGAAGAUGAAAAUCUAACAGUGGAUCACUCCGGCCCCGGUUUAAUUGGCAUGGCAAAUGCAGCAAAAGAUAAAAACGGUUGUCAGUUUUAUAUUACAACAAUGGAAUCACGGUGGCUUAAUGGAAAACAUACCAUUUUUGGAAAAGUGGUGAAUGGUGCCGCGUAUGUACAUGUUAUUGAAAAGUCUGCCACAGAUGAGAGUCGAAGGCCGAUAAAGGAUAUUGUAAUUACGAAGUGCAGUGAUCAGCCGAUGUUUUCGUCAUACUAUUAUGUCAGCGAUAAUCCAUACGAUUUAUACGCAUGGAUAAGAGCUUCAGCAAUUCCAUUGGGAUUUAGCUUUGGCGUGCUGGGACUUUUCCAUUUACUCAUUCGAAAGCUAGAUAGAAUAUCAAAAGCAAGUGAAGAAUUCGAGAAGGAGCAGAAGUCCAAAUAAAACGCUGUUUUUUUUUCAAUUUCAAGUAUCGUAUAUAAUUCGGUUUUAAUCAAUUUAAAAUUUAAUUUCCAUCUUGUAGAUUAAGAUGCCUUAAGAACUAUUUAUGUUUGGGGUCUAUAAAAGAAUGAUUUUACGUUAUUGUAACAAUGUAACAUGAACUAACUAAAACAUGUGUGUAUAGAAUUUAGAAUACAUAUUUAAAUUCAUGUACAAUCGAACAUAUAAUGGUUACAACAUAAUUUGUUAUUCCGCCGUUUGGUUCUGUGUGUUGCUUAAAUGUUAAAUAAAACUAAAAUAAAAGCGAA
Messenger RNA from Contarinia nasturtii (swede midge), 1116 nucleotides. Its product is annotated as peptidyl-prolyl cis-trans isomerase, rhodopsin-specific isozyme-like. Gene Ontology annotation, biological process: protein folding; protein peptidyl-prolyl isomerization. The transcript has 6 exons. NCBI's taxonomy places the organism in Eukaryota, Metazoa, Arthropoda, Insecta, Diptera, Cecidomyiidae. Gene Ontology annotation, molecular function: peptidyl-prolyl cis-trans isomerase activity. The record is from RefSeq and is a predicted model, not a curated record. The coding region runs from base 62 to 811 and encodes 249 amino acids. Gene Ontology annotation, cellular component: intracellular membrane-bounded organelle.